Messenger RNA from Symbiodinium sp. CCMP2592, 483 nucleotides. Lineage: Eukaryota; Dinophyceae; Suessiales; Symbiodiniaceae. The record is from the annotation of a GenBank genome assembly.
AUGAAGGAGCUCGGCCCUUCCUUCCAGCUCACCCUCGACCGAACGAGGCUCCCGUGGUACGGAUCCGAUGCAACGGCUGCGCAGGGCGCGGUGCAUUCUGCCUUGAAUGCCAGGGAGCCGGACAAAGAUCGGUGGAAGCAGGCCAUCAAGGUCCCCAAAGCCGCCAAGCCCAAGAAGGCCAUGCUCGAUCAGGUACACUUACAGGCUGCAAGGUGCCGGAAAGAGUUUCGUGGGCAGGGAAGGGGAGGCUUUCCUCUGGCUUGGAAGCACUGUCAUCACGCUCUGCAACGGGAGGUCAAGAAUGUGAAGACGACUGAAAUGGGCAAGAGGAUAGGCAAGUUCCACUUAGGCAAGCAAGACUUCAACCAGAUCCAUACCAUCCAUCAUGGCGCGUCAAAGAAGCGGAAGCUGACCCAAGCGCUGAAACAGGGAGCUUCGAAUGCGCCCAAAGGCGACACGCCCACGGACGCCAAAGCAGCGUGA